AUGUCUGGUCGCGGCAAAGGAGGCAAAGGUUUAGGAAAAGGAGGCGCCAAGCGUCACCGAAAGAUUCUUCGUGACAACAUCCAAGGCAUCACCAAGCCAGCUAUCCGUCGUCUUGCUCGCCGUGGCGGUGUCAAGCGAAUCUCUGGCCUGAUCUACGAAGAGACUCGUGGUGUUCUCAAAGUUUUCCUUGAGAAUGUGAUCCGUGAUGCUGUGACCUACACCGAGCACGCCAAACGCAAGACUGUGACGGCCAUGGAUGUGGUGUACGCUCUGAAACGCCAAGGACGUACUCUGUACGGAUUUGGCGGCUAGAUCUUUGAGCUACACACUCAAACAAACGGCUCUUUUAGGAGCCACCAAAUCUCUAAAAGUCAUAACCAAUAAAGUGUUUUCUUUGCCAUAAUAUAUACCUCUCGUUAGUUUGGGCACUGAAGAAAGUAUUACAGUAGUAAAAGAAUUUACGUUAAAUUUUGGAAUAUAAGUAACUUUCAGAAAUAAUCGCUUUCAUUCUUGUGUAAUUUUGCUGUCGAGUUUUUAAGGAUAAUUACUUCUUGCCUAAAAGCAACCAACUGCACGCCGUUAUAAUUUAAAUUGCGCGCGUCGGUGACAGCUGAUUUGCAUUUGUUAAGAUCGUCACAGUUGUCUUCAGUGGAACUCAGUAUUAGAGCGAAAGUGUUCUGCAACGUUAACCUUACCAGACAUCAGAAACCAACAUUGUCAUCAACCAGUAUUCGAACUUACUUUAGUCUACUGAGUCAUCUUUCACUGAUCUUAUAGUUCGCGCAAUUUCUACUCUUUAUAAAUAUGUGGCAUUGAACCGCUUUUUUUUUUAAAUUUAUGCAUACCCGAUAAACUUUGAUACCCUGGGUGACCCAUGACCGUUUUAAACGUAAGAAUGGCUGCUAGAUCAUUGCGCUACACACUGAAACAAACGGCUCUUUUAGGAGCCACCAAAUCUUUACCAGUCAUAACCAAUGAACCGCACGUUAGUAAUGGAAUAUGAGUAAAUUUAAAAAAUAAUCUUUAUUUAUUCCUAAAGAUCGUCAGUUUGUGGCUAACGACAAUCAAUUUCGUAAAGGACGCCGUUAUAAUUCAAUAUAAAUUGCGCGCGUCGGUAACGGAACUGAUUUGCAUUCGGUACGAUCGUAAAGGUUGACUGGAGUCAAUACAGUUCGCCCGAUUUCUACACGUUGUGAAGUCACCGCUUUCUACGCCGGGUUUCUACGUACCUUUUCUAAAAUUUAUGUAUACCCGUAAUUGCAAGGAAGUGAUGACCAAUACUAAAAAACUCAGCAAUGAACCGAGCAUAGCUUUCAAAUUUUUAUUUAGGCAAUUUUUACUGAAAAGAAUGAAAGAUCAGUGCACAAGGGAUUUCUUGCUGGCUUCAUCGACGCAUUCGAAGAAGGGGGUAUCUACUAAGUUCAUAUAUAGUUCUGCUUAUGGUCAAGACUUUUAUAAUAUGUGGUGGCUCCUAAAAGAGCCGUUUGUUUUAGAAAUCAGGGAAGCACUGUUUAAGCUUUUGCUUUCUUCUCAGUCUUCUUGGGCAGGAGAACAGCCUGGAUGUUGGGAAGAACACCUCCUUGCGCGAUGGUGACGCCGGCGAGCAGUUUGUUUAACUCUUCGUCGUUGCGGACAGCAAGCUGAAGGUGACGGGGAAUGAUUCUAGUCUUCUUGUUGUCACGGGCAGCGUUGCCCGCCAACUCAAGGAUCUCAGCGCUCAAAUACUCAAGCACCGCAGCCAAGUAGACUGGUGCACCAGCGCCAACACGCUCAGCAUAGUUGCCUUUGCGAAGAAGACGGUGGAUACGUCCAACAGGGAACUGAAGUCCUGCUCGGGAUGAUCGGCUCUUAGACUUUGUGCCCUUUGCCUUUCCUUUACCGCGACCAGACAUGUUUUCAAGUCAAGAGUUGAGCUCGAAUAUACACGAGUGAAUAAACCUAAGCCAAAAACUUUAGAGUUUAUACGCGCGGCAAAUUUUGAAUAAGAUCGAAACGCACCAAUCACGCUUUAAAAGUUUUCAGUGUUUAUUGAAAUAUGAUGAUGUAUGCGGAAAGCAUAUUGAUAUUCAAACAGAAUAACCAAUUAAAUCUUAAGGAUUUCGAUCCGCAUGUUAAUUGGUCCCCUAGUGAUUUUGUUAUAAAUAGACUCUGUGUUAACCUGAGGCAUUCACUUCCAUUCUGAUCGACAGACAUGGCACCCAAAGUUGCAGGAAAGAAAGGCGAGAAGAGAGCUGGAAAGGCAAAGGCUCCAUCUGAUGGAAAGAAGAAGAGGAGGGGAAAGAGAAAGGAAAGCUAUGCCAUCUACAUCUACAAGGUGUUGAAACAAGUUCACCCUGACACUGGCAUCUCCAGCAAAGCCAUGGGCAUCAUGAACUCGUUUGUCAACGACAUCUUCGAGCGCAUCGCCACCGAAGCUUCCCGCCUUGCCCACUACAACAAGAAAUCAACCAUCAGUUCUCGCGAGAUCCAGACUGCCAUCAGGCUGCUUCUGCCCGGUGAACUGGCCAAACACGCUGUCAGUGAAGGAACCAAGGCUGUGACCAAGUACACCAGCAGCAAGUAA
Messenger RNA from Porites lobata, 2563 nucleotides. The record is from the annotation of a GenBank genome assembly. Lineage: Eukaryota; Metazoa; Cnidaria; Anthozoa; Scleractinia; Poritidae.